Coregonus sp. 'balchen' is the source of this 5109-nucleotide messenger RNA. NCBI's taxonomy places the organism in Eukaryota, Metazoa, Chordata, Actinopteri, Salmoniformes, Salmonidae. The record is from the annotation of a GenBank genome assembly.
AUGGUCAGAGACAUCUACAGUAUGUGCACAAUGUACUGUGUAAUUCAAGAGAAUUAGGCUUAGUUGAGUGUAGGAAUGAAGUUUUUUACUGUGAGUCUUAUUCCUGUAUGACACUGGACUCUGAGGAUGUUUAGGAAUUUUGUUGAAAUUGAUGAGGCUGGGUUGUCUUGCAACUAGAAAAUUAGUCAGUGAACUGUUGUUCCAUUAGCAGCCUCGUCACCAUACAUUCGGAUUGUUGUUAGCACUUUUCUUGUUUCUUUAAAGGUGCAAUCUGCAAUAUUACAGCUAUUUAUGGUAAUAGUGAUAGCUAUACACUGAGUGUACAAAACAUUAGGAACACCUGUACUUUCCAUGACAUUUACAUUUUAGUCAUUUAGCAGACGCUCUUAUCCAGAGCGACUUACAGUUAGUGAGUGCAUACAUUUUAAUACUGGCCCCCCGUGGGAAACAAACCCACAACCCUGGCGUUGCAAGCGCCAUGCUCUACCAACUGAGCUACAGGGGACUACCACAUAAAAUGACCAGCUGAAUCAAGCUGAAAGCUAUAAUCCCUUAUUGAUGUCACUUGUUAAAUCCACUUCAAUCAGUGUAGAUGAAGGGGAGGAGACAGGUUAAAGAAGGAUUUUUAAGCCUUGUGACAAUUGAGACAUGGAUUGUGUAUGUGUGCCAUACAGAGGGUGAAUGUAGUAUGCGCUCCAGCAGGUAUAUCUCACUGGUCAUCCCCAAAGCCAACACCUCCUUUGGCUUCCAUUCCUUCCAGUUCACUGCUGCCAAUGACUGGAACGAAACUGCAAAAAUCUCUGAAGCUGGAGACUCUUAUCUCCCUCACUAACUUUAAGCAUCAGUUGUCAGAGCACCUUACCGAUCACUGCACCUGUACACAGCCCAUCUGAAAUUAGGCCACCCAACUACCUCAUUCCCAUAUUGCUAUUUCUUUUGCUCAUUUGCACCCCAGUAUCUCUAUUUGCACAUCAUUUCUUGCACAUAUAUAAUUCCCGUGUUAAUACUAAUUGUAAUUAGUAUGUCAACAUUCACAAGGCCGCAGGGCCAGACGGAUUACCAGGACGUGUACUCCGAGCAUGUGCUGACCAACUGGCAAGUGUCUUCACUGACAUUUUCAACAUGUCCCUGACUGAGUCUGUAAUACUAACAUGUUUCAAGCAGACCACCAUAGUCCCCGUGCCCAAGGACACUAAGAUAACCUGCCUAAAUGACUACCGACCCGUAGCACUGACGUCUGUAGCCAUGAAGUGCUUUGAAAGGCUGGUCAUGGCUCACAUCAACACCAUUAUCCCAGAAACUCUAGACCCACUCCAAUUUGCAUACCGCCCCAACAGAUCCACAGAUGAUGCAAUCUCUAUUGCACUCCACACUGCCCUUUCCAACCUGGACAAGAGGAACAGCUACGUAAGAAUGCUAUUCAUUGACUACAGCUCAGCAUUCAACACCAUAGUGCCCUCAAAGCUCAUCACUAAGCUAAGGAUCCUGGGACUAAACACCUCCCUCUGCAACUGGAUCCUGGACUUCCUGACGGGUGGUAAGGGUAGGUAACAACACAUCUGCCACACUGAUCCUCAACACGGGGGCCCCUCAGGGGUGCGUGCUCAGUCCCCUCCUGUACUCCCUGUUCACCCAUGACUGCAUGGCCAGGCACGACUCCAACACCAUCAUUAAGUUUGCCGAUGACACAACAGUGGUAGGCCUGAUCACCGACAACGAUGAGACAGCCUAUAGGGAGGAGGUCAGAGACCUGGCCGUGUGGUGCCAGGAUAACAACCUCUCCCUCAACAUGACCAAAACAAAGGAGAUGAUUGUGGACUACAGGAAAAAAAAGAGGACUGAGCACGCCCCCAUUCUCAUCGACGGGGCUAUAGUGGAACAGGUUGAGAGCUUCAAGUUCCUUGGUGUCCACAUCACCAACGAACUAUCAUGGUCCAAACACACCAAGACAGUCGUGAAGAGGGCACAACAAAGCCUAUUCCCCCUCAGGAGACUGAAAAGAUUCGGCAUGGGUCCUCAGAUCCUCAAGAUAUUCUACAGCUGCACCAUCGAGAGCAUCCUGACUGGUUGCAUCACCGCCUGGCAAGGCACUACAGAGGGUAGUGCGUACGGCCCAGUACAUCACUGGGGCCAAGCUUCCUGCCAUCCAGGACCUCUAUACCAGGCGGUGUCAGAGGAAGGCCCUCAAAAUUGUCAAAGACUCCAGCCACCCUAGUCAUAGACUGUUCUCUCUGCUACCGCACGGCAAGCGGUACCGGAGUGCCAAGUCUAGGUCCAAAAGACUUCUCAACAGCUUCUACCCCCAAGCCAUAAGACUCCUGAACAGCUAAUCAUGGCUACCCAGACUAUUUGCACUGCCCCCCCACCCCAUCUUUUUACGCUGCUGCUACUCUGUUAAUUAUUUAUGCAUAGUCACUUUAACUCUACCCACAUGUACAUAUUACUUCAACUACCUCAACUAGCCGGUGCCCCCGCACAUUGACUCUGCACCGGUACCCCCCUGUAUAUAUAGCCUCCCUACUGUUAUUUUAUUUUACUUCUGCUCUUUUUUUCUCAAUACUUUUUUGUUGUUGUUUUAUUUUACUUUUUUAUUAAAAAUAAAUGCACUGUUGGUUAAGGGCUGUAAGUAAGCAUUUCACUGUAAUGUCUGCACCUGUUGUAUUCGGCGCAUGUGGCCAAUAAAAUUUGAUUUGAUUUGAUUUGGGAAUUAUUUUGUACUAUGGCCUAUUUAUUGCCUUACCUCCAUAACUUGCCACAUUUGCACACACUGUAUAUAUAUUUUCUGUUGUAUUUUUGACUUUAUGUUUUGUUUUACCCCAUAUGUAACUCUGUGUUGUUGUUUUUAUCGCACUGCUUUGCUUUAUCUUGGCCAGGUCGCAGUUGUAAAUGAGAACUUGUUCUCAACUGGCUUGCCUGGUUAAAUAAAGGUUAAAUAAAAAUAAAAUAAAAAAUGUUCAAGACAAAAGAGUGAAGUGCCUUUGAAUGGGGUAUGGUAGUAGGUGCCAGGCGCACCGGUUUGUGUCAAGAACUGCAACGCUGCUGGGUUUUUUUCACGCUCAACAGUUUCCCGUGUGUGUCAAGAAUGGUCCAACACCCAAAGGACAUCCAGCCAACUUGACACAGCUGUGGGAAGCAUUGGAGUCAACAUGGGCCAGCAUCCCUGUGGAACGCUUUCGACACCUUGUAGAGUCCAUGCCCGACAAAUUGAGGAUGUUCUGAGUGCAAAAGGGGGUGCAACUCAAUAUUAGGAAGGUGUUCCUAAUGUUUUGUACACUCAGUGUAUAUACCCAUUGAAAACAAAUUGCAGAUUGUGGCUUUAAACCCCAAACUCCUAUAUCUUUCCGACCCAAUAAGAACUCUGUCAGCCUCCUCGUGUUCCUUUCAUCCAAACGUCAGUCUUUUGUCUCCCACACCUGUUUGAAGGUUCAUGUCGGCACCAGAGCCCUUGGCUGCAUCCCAAAUGGCACCCUACUUCUAAUAUAGUACACUACUUUUGAUAGGGCUCUGGUCAAAAGUAGUGUACUAGAUAGGGAAUAGGGUGCCAUUUGGGAUGCAGCCCUUGCCUUGUUUGAAGACCCUGUGUGUGGUUUGGAUUGUACUGACAGAAGUUGCUGAUCUAAUGUCAUUCUAUACCUCAAGACUUUGUUGUCUGGUAGAUUUUUACUUUUUUUUUCUCCUCCUCCUCCCUGCCAGUUUCCUUUCUUUUGACUUGACGUUUCUUUUGAAGUACAUGUGCUACUGAUAAUUGAAGCAAUACAUCCCACUGAAGAUAAUAUACAGAUGUAGGAUCUUAAUUUGAGCCAGAUUGCUAAAGCAGGAAAAUAAUCCUGCAGCAACAGGAUUAUAAUUCAUGGAGAUUUUUGUAGGGGUUUAUACAUUUUUCGUACGGGACAAUCAAAUCUGACAUUUCUAAGUGGAAAUUACAAACUUCAGAAGACUUUUUAAACCUCAAAUACACUACAAGUUUACAUUUCCUGCAUUGCAGGAAAGUUAUUCGCGAACAGGUUGAUCAAAUUUAGAUCCUACAUCUGUACGGCACUCAUUUAAUGGAUUUCAAAGUGAAACCUUAAAGUGAAAGCUUAACUUGUUCUUUCAUGGCCUGGAACCCUUAUCCAUCUUGAUAUGAUACUGAGUUGAAAGUGUAGAGGCAUGUCACCACUAUGCAUUUUUAUUGUAUAGUGAAGUUGGCCAAAUCACACCUGAAGAUAUCUCUUGUGAAAUUACACUCAACUGACUGAUCACAGUGUGUAUGACAUUUGGAAGCAUGGUAUUCUUUGAUCUUUGACCCAGGGUCAUAUGGAUCAGGGUUUCCCAAAGUCGGUCCUGGUUGGUUUUUGCCCUAGCACUACACAGCUAAUUUAAAUAAUCAAAGCUUGAUGAUGGGUUGGUUAUUUGAAUCAGCUGUGUAGUGCUAGGGCAAAAAACAAAAAGUGCGCCCAGGGGGGGCCCCAGGACCUACUUUGGGAAACCCUGAUAUAGACCAUAAUAAUGAACAAACCAUAUGCCUAAUCCUAAAUUUCUUCUCUCUCUCUGUCUCUGUCUCUCUGUCUCUCUGUCUCUCUCUCUGUCUCUGUCUCUCUGUCUUUGGCCCCCAGGUGAGAAGGUGACCAUGUUUCCUGUCCUGGACAUUGACCAGAACGACAUCGUGGACACUAACGGAGCAGGAGAUGCCUUUGUGGGAGGUGCAGUACACUAGUCUGUCUCCUUCCUGGUUUCUCUCUAGUUUCUGCCAAUAAUCCUCUCCACAGCAUGUAGAUAGAUUCCCAAUUAACCAAUUAUAUUCCCAUGUUCCCUAUUUCUUUGAUACAUCUCCAGGGGAGUUCUGAUUGUCUUAUAGGGGUGCCCAGCUCUCCCUAGCCCCCCUGUAAUUCAAACCAUUCUGUCAAAUGUUAUAUUGAGAAGUGACACUAUAAUAAACGUUUCUUCUCUGCUCUAUUCUUUUACUGACCCCUGACCCUUGCUUCUCGCCUCUCUCUCCUCCCAGGCUUCCUGUCAGAGCUGGUCCAGGAGAGGCCGUUGGAGGAGUGUAUCCGUGCGGGCCACUACGCAGCCAAUGUCAUUAUCAGACGGGCAGGAUGUACCUUCCCUGAGAAACCUGACUUCCCUUGA